This is a messenger RNA of Sitodiplosis mosellana (orange wheat blossom midge), 4490 nucleotides long. RefSeq lists its product as uncharacterized. The transcript is spliced from 9 exons. NCBI's taxonomy places the organism in Eukaryota, Metazoa, Arthropoda, Insecta, Diptera, Cecidomyiidae. Bases 710 to 3790 code for a protein of 1026 amino acids. The record is from RefSeq and is a predicted model, not a curated record.
UGCAAAUUGUUUGCGGCGACUACGGUAACGCCGUUACGGCGGCAAUCUUUAGUGACAUUUCUCUGUAAAACAAACAACAUGGCUUAUAUUGCUAUUUUGUGGUUGGUUUAUUUUUGGCCCUUGUGCCUUUUCAUCUCUAUAUUGUUUUGUUGACUACUCUUAUACCAUAAAUAAACAGUGAAAUAUGAUGAACGAUACUGCCUGAGUUGAAGACAGAAACAGAAUACACAGAACACGAGAAAAAACGGCAAGAAACACAAUUAACCUUAAUUAAAGUGUAACGAUGUGCAGCACAUAUACAAACAAUAUGGCCUCAGUUGACUUGUCAGACCGUAUUGGCGGAUUGUAGGCGAAGCAAAGAGCUAGUGCGCAGUACAUUUAUGAAUGAGAGCAAUGGGAAUAUCUGUGGCAAAAGCAACGUAAAUUACAGAAACGCAUUUUGCCAUUGACAAUAACAUUACACCGACUCCAUUCGACUCGAUUCGACUCGACAGAAUAUAAUUUAAAUUGAACAAAUAAAAUUUCAAUUGCACAUUCGAAAACAAACUGAAGAAGAACAUUCACGUACACACACUUACGGUUUACAGUAGAUACAUAAACACAAUCACAUUUUAUACACGGUGAAUGAACACACAGUGAAAUCGUCAUCGUGACAAAACUGUGUAUUCAAGCUGUAAACCGAAUUCGAAACGGUUUUUGACAUGUUUCAAUGGAACAAAUUGAUGAUUGUUGUCAUCGAUUUGAACGGCUUCGCCAUCAACGACAUCAACAUAUGUGCACUAUACGACCGAAUGACCACCACCAUCACAUUCCAACAGUUGCAAUUCAGUCAUUAGACACAGUUCGUGCACUUCAUCAGACGGUUGUAUCGCUACGCAAAGCGCUUGAAGACGCACAUCGCGAAAUCGACUCACUGAAAAAACAAAUCACUGUAAAAGACGACAUUGAAGAGGGCAAAAAGUUUCGCGACCAACAAUUAACCAAAUCAAAUGAGAGCCUAUCACAUUUACCGUUAACUAUUGAUUUGAGCACAGUCGACGACGACGACGACGACGACGACGCCGACGGCACACAAUCCAGACAAAAGCAAUCAAAUCGAAGCACAUUCACAGUUCGCAAUAGCGAUGAGAAUAAAGCGGCCGAUGUGCCACUCAUACAUCGUUCGAGCAAAUCGCUAAAUUUAAACGAUCAAUCAGAUUCAUCCAGCCGCCAAGCGGUCACCAGCAAACAUUCGCAGUUAAGUGAACAUUUUGAGCAGCACGUUACAACGCACGAGAGCCAACACCAACAACUUGUGGAGCAUCCAAUCCAAACUGAUAUCAAAGUAAAGAGCCCUGACACUCGUACAACAAAGACAUCACUUACGCUGCUGCCACAUAAGCGGCUACCACAAAUGGCUUCCAAAAUUGAUGUAAAAAUUAAACUAACAUCGAAUUUUCAAAUUGACGGUAGUGAAAGUGGCUCCGAAACAACAGGCGAUAGUAAUUCCGAAACGGUAACGCCAAGAGAAUCAUCGACCGACACUGCAAACGACAAAGCGAACGUAAAUGUUGAAACGAGUGAUGCUAUCGAAGUAGAAGGUAACCAACAGAAUAUACCGAUUGUAACAGCUUCCGCUGAAAAUAUCCAAGUAGACGAGACACGAGACUCAGAAACGAACCAAGAAUCAGAGCAACAAUUCGACACCGAAGGUGCUGUCGGAGGUAUUGAUGACGACUCCGUAUUUGUUGAUGAUGGAGGUGUAGCGAUCGCAUCAAAGGUUGCGUUAUUGCAAUCUUCACCGCAUCGUUCAUCGUGUGACAAUGAUGAAGAAGUUGAUGAUAUUGAAUUGAUUUUGUCAUCGGACGAUAAAGAAUUCCCACAAGAAGAUUUAGUAUCAAUAUCAUAUUACGAGCCAUGGCAAAUGUGCGGCCAAUCCGGCACUCCGAUCCUAGUGAAUUUCAAUAACAUUUCAUCGGACAAUGAGGGCGCCGACGAUGGUGAGAGUCGUGAAAAAUUGUCAGCAUCACCGUCACCGAUCGACCCCGACCAGUUCUACAAUGCAAUCAAAGAGAAUGUGGCACAGCAACAGCAACAAUUGAGCUUAGAGAGCAGUGAUAGCCUAAGUUUAGGCGAAAAUAUGAGACAAAGCUAUGACAUUAAUACGAAAUCAUCGAGCUUGGAUAAGGAGUCUUACCCAAAGACUAGUGAUGAAAAUGGUUUCAUGCGCGACGAGAGUUUUGAUACAUUUGAACAGCCUGGAUUCAGAUCAACCAUGGGCAGACGUUGGACCAAUUAUAAUGUGUUCCAAGAGACAGAUAUUUCGAAAAUUGGAAUAAUUGAGGAGGGAGUUCCAGACAAAAGCAGACGUAACACAUGCCCCAAUCCAACGGCAUACAGACCAAUAAUUCAUCGCGAGGCAAUCGGACGAUUUUUGAAUAACAAUAAUAACAAUGCUGGCACUUCCGUACAGCGAUGCCCGCUAUCAGUGAAAUUUGCGCGAAAUGCUCGCACGCAUCUGUCAUCGGUGAACAACAAUCGAGCACAUGGAACAGAUCCAGGCUCAGUUGGGCCCAAGCGAAGUAGCGCAGUCCAAACAGACAUUACAUUAUCCACGCUGCCAGAGCAUUGGCGUUCUGAAAGCCAAUUGAUGGCUGGCUUUAACAACGGAUUCUUUACGUUACCAUCCAAAUUUAUCGCAACUCCUGGCCAAAACGUUUCCAAACACCCAUUAAAAAUUUCGGAAAAAACGCGAGAGGCACGACGAGUUUUGCUAAGUGAUAUCAAUUUCACCAGCAUGGUACCCGAAUUGUCACGAUCUGCUGACCAUUUAUGUCAUGGGGAGGAGCAACAAAAUUCCGAGAAUAACAAUGAAGACGCCAACGAAUAUCUGAAGGGACCGUUUCUCAAAAUGCCAGACUAUGGAAAUAGAGGAAUAACGCCAAGUAUGAGCCUAACUUCGCCGGGUGUCUCGCAAUGGACUGUGAACGAAAGUAGCUUUGGCACACAAACAAUGCAAACGGAUAACAAUUGGAGCGUACAGCACGGUGACUCGUUCGAUUCGUGUAAAAGUUAUUCGAUCGGUUCGAAAUUGUCGUUUGGCAAGCAUAAUCGGUCAAGAAGUUGUCCAUCGGUCCGAUGUGCUCUUUGCAAGCAUCGUCAUCAUGGUGGCAUCAAAAUGUCCGAAAGUAUGCACUAUACCCCGCGUGUCACAUUUCAAGAGGCGAAAGGUAAUUCGGUGCGUGGAUCGUUGCCAGAUUUAAGACCUGAAUGUGCAUGCGGUUGCCUUCGAUCGCGAAUCACAUCACGUUCCACUGCAUUUCGACACGGCGAUUCAUGCGGCUCAACCGAAAGUAUUUUAGAUGAAGCUGAAGAUUUUCUGCGUGAAUCAAUUGAUGGCGUUUUGCUGCAUGAUUCCGACACAGCACAUUCAAGCGGAUUCCUUGCAAAAGGCACAUCGCGACGAUGCUCAGAGAAUGAUAUUAACAAAAAGGAUUUCAGCCCGUCAAAACAGACGUUACCAUUUCUACCAAAAACGUCAAAAUGUUUGAAGCCAGGACAUUUGGCUAAAGUGAUUGCUAAAAAUGGACGCGUAGUCAUUGGGCGCGUUCGUUAUGUUGGACCGUUAGCAUCAAGUAAUGCUGAAACAACUGGGAUUGAUAAUGAAAAUGAAACAUAUGUAGGCCUGCAAUUGCCGAACAAGAUCGGCGAUUGCAAUGGAUCAUUUGAGGGUCGCAAAUUUUUUGAUUGCGAACCGCAGCAUGGAAUUUUCGUCCCAUUUCAGAAAAUUGUAAUGGCCUGGACAUCCUAAGCUAGUUGUCCAAACAAACAAAUUUUUACUCAACAAGAAAAAGUACAACUGUAUGCAUUCUCAUUUGUCACAUUCAUUAAAACAACAACAACAACAAAAACUGCAAAGAGAAAGCUCAUUAUAAAAAACUUUUGUGUGUAUGUGUGCAUUGAUGUAUUUCAAGGGCUUGUAUUUAAUUGCAAAAGGGAACAAAUUAUUAUAUGUAUGUAUCCAUAAUUUAGAGUGAAUAGGAGAGAAAACUAGCAAAACGCUCAUUUUUGAGACUGUAAAACCUUUGUAAAGGCUGUCGGAAAUUUAGUGCUCAUGAUUUUCAACACAUACAAAGUGAUGCUUUAUUUUGCUAAUGUUGACACUCUUAUAUUAUGUGGUUUAAAACUUAUGUGGAAAAAAAAGAGAUAAAUAAAAAAAACUGAUACAGAAUGUCCACUAGCGAUGAUGUCAGAGGUCAUGAACAAUUUACGAAAACAACAGCAACAACAAUCAAUCACAUCAAAAGCGUUUCGCACAAUGUGAAACUGGUGAAAGCAUUUGCUAUGUAUGGAAAACCGUAUUCGAAACAGUACAACUAAGAGCUAAAGUCAAAGAUUCGGAAUUUGUAUAUUUGUUAGGAAAGAUGUUAAGAGAAACAAAAUAAUGUGUGAACAAAAUCAUUAAGAAUAUCUUAUUAUAAUUAACAAUAAAAACUUGAACAAAAAAAAAA